GAGAAUGGGUGUUUUCUCAUUUUCUUUGGCUCGUUGACUAAAUGCUCACCGCGGUCCAUUCUCAUUGUCCAGUGUUUCACUUGAACUGGUCCAGCAAGUUAUCUCUGGGCUGGUGCCUCACACCGAGUCCCCAUAUCGAUCCGCCAGCUUUACCUGCCGCACGGACACUGCGUCUUUGGAGACAGUCCUCACUGUUUGCCGUCUUUCUCACUUUCAAACGAAAGUCCUCGGGCACAGCCAUGAGGUCUUCCGUCGCGUUUGUCAUUCUCCUGGUCUUCUGCGUUGGAUUUACUGGAUGUAAACCCUCGUCGCCCUGUCCGAGUGGCCAGUUUAUGCUGAAGAACCAGUGUGUCCUGUGUCAUCCCACCUGCUCCGAGUGCUACGGACACGAGCUGUUUGAAUGCACUACCUGUGGAGUUUAUGAAGACGGACAGGAACGUUUCCUCCACCAAGGUCGCUGUCGGACACACUGCCCACGGGGAUUCUAUCCUGACAGGGGUCACUAUGCCUGCCUGCCCUGCAUAGCCAAUUGUGAACUGUGCACAGAUGGCAACAUAUGUGCCAAGUGUCGAGGACAUUACAAACUUCACAAUGGGGUCUGCCAAACAGCACUCUGCGGCAUAGGGCAGGUGCAGGACCCUGAUACAGGAGAGUGCAUUGACUGUGAAAUUGGCUGCAAAACAUGUUACACAGAAGACCCAGAGAUCUGUAGCAGCUGUGUUGAAGGUUACUUCCUUUUCAGGCACCAGUGUCGCAGACAUUGUCCUCAGAGCACCUAUGAGGACAGAGGCAGGCGUGUCUGUCUCUCCUGCCCAGCACCAUGUGAAGACUGCAGGAAUAACACGCACUGCUUUGCCUGCCAGCCUGGUUACUUCCUCAACGAGGGACAAUGCAUUAAAAAGUGUCCUCAGCAAACCUUCAGCGACUCCAGCGGGUGGCGCUGUCAGUCUUGCCACAGCUCGUGCCAGACAUGCCACGGACCUCGUGCAACAGACUGCGACCUUUGUCCUGGUGGGAAUUUUCCUGUACAUGGACAGUGUCCUCACAUUAACUGCCCACAGGGACAGUAUUUUGAUGGGAAAUAUGGUGAAUGUCACACGUGCAAUGUUUCCUGUAAGACCUGUUUUGGCCCACAGGCACUGGAUUGUUCUUCUUGUUUUAAAGGAUAUUUCCUGGACCAGGACAGUUCCUGCGUAGAGCAGUGUCCACCUGGCUCAUAUGCCAACUCUGCCACUCAGCUGUGUGAGGACUGCUCUCCCAGCUGUGAGGCCUGUGUGGACACCAGUGAUAACUGCAUCAGCUGUUCCAAAGGCACCGAUAAACUUUUUCUCCACCAAGGCCGGUGCUGGUCCAAUUGCCCAGAAGGUUUCUUUGAGACAGCAGAGGGGUCGUGUGAAGCCUGUGAUAGCUCCUGUCUCACCUGUGAUGACAUCAAAUCCCAGUGUCUGUCCUGUGCUGACGGCUACUACCUGGAGAGUGGCAUGUGUAGACUCAACUGUUCGCUGGGAAUGUAUCCUGCAGAUGAUGGUACCUGCAGACGAUGUCCUCCCCACUGUGAAGUUUGCUCAGAUGACAGGACCUGCUUCCGGUGCAGUUUCCUCUACUUGAUGCUGAACGGUGAGUGUAAGGCUAGUUGUCCUGUGGGCUAUUAUGAGGACAUGGAGGAGGGCCGCUGCGGUCAGUGCCACCCUACGUGUGGCAGCUGUUCAGGGCCUUCAGCAGAUGAUUGUGAGACCUGCUCAACCUACAGCCCCAAGCUCUAUAAAGGUGUAUGCUCAAAGGAUUGCCCCGCUGGUACUUACUAUGAGACUGCAGCUAUGGAGUGUCAAGAGUGCCACCAGACUUGCCUUAGCUGCACCGGGCCGGACGCCAACGAGUGCACCCAGUGCGAGAGAGGACUUGUGUUGGAUCCAAACACGUUACUGUGUGGUGUGACGGGUGAUACGGCCUGCCCACCGGGGACCUACCUACACAACGACCAGUUCACCUGCAAGGGUUGCCACCGACACUGUCUUUCGUGUGAGGGGCCAGGCAACGAUGAAUGCCAGACCUGUGCUGUCCCCAGAUAUCUUUACAACAGCACAUGUGUUAAUAUGUGUCCUGAUGGCACGUAUACCACAAGGCAGGAAGCUGAUGGAAAGAUGUUGGGACUCUGUUUGCCUUGUGACCACGUGUGUUCCUCUUGCACUAGUGCAUCACCAAGAGAUUGCCUUACGUGUUCUCCAGGAUAUCUGCGGCUCCUUCAGCUCUGUGUCACCCAUUGUCCCACUGGGUAUUACAGGGAGGGCUCCCAGUGUCAUAAAUGUCACCAGUCCUGUGAGCUGUGUACAGGACCGGGGCCUGAGUCUUGCAGGGCAUGUUCCCCUCCUCUGCUGGAGCUGAAAGGCACCAAGCUGUGUGUCGAACGCUGCCCACACCGCUUCUAUCAGUCUAACGACAUCUGCAAAAAAUGUCAUAUCAGUUGUCAGACAUGCAUAGAUGCCUCUCCUCAGGGCUGCUUGACUUGUGACUGGGGCAGCAUGCUACAGGACAAAGUGUGCUAUCCACGCUGUAAGGAGGGACUGUACUUUUCUGAAGAGGUGGGUUAUGAUUAUGGCUGUUCAAUAUAAUGAUAUAUAUAUA
Pundamilia nyererei is the source of this 2622-nucleotide messenger RNA. Its product is annotated as proprotein convertase subtilisin/kexin type 5. The transcript is spliced from 14 exons. The record is from RefSeq and is a predicted model, not a curated record. Gene Ontology annotation, molecular function: protein binding. NCBI's taxonomy places the organism in Eukaryota, Metazoa, Chordata, Actinopteri, Cichliformes, Cichlidae. The coding region runs from base 42 to 2609 and encodes 855 amino acids.